AUGUCCGAGUCAUCCACUCCCGUCACUCCAAAAUCUCCCCUGGUCCCAGACACACUGCAAUCAGUCACUGCCCUUGCCCGCUUCGAAUUCGAGCCCGGGAGAGGAAAUGAGGGUACCAAGGUGAUGAUGGUCGAAUGGAAAGACGACGACCAGGCCCGUUCCAAGACUGGCAAGUGGCACGUCUCCUGGACGGGAAAGCGCACUGUUUUUCCUGCCGAUGACACCCCCUCCGAUAACAUUCGCCGAGUCUACUUUCUACUACCACCCGCCGCCAUCGUGCCUCCUCAUGUCACCCUUGCCUAUCACACUUCCGCAGAGCCGUCGCAAUCCGUGUCAACUCCAUUGACCAUGACCGUCAAUCCACUUCCUGCCAUCUUUACCCCAGAACUCGGCGCAACUGCCAAGGCGAGCGGCAAGAAAGGGGUCCUCCACACCAUAUGGGCCAAGAAGAGGCUGUCUGUACUCGAGAAGGAGAUCAAGCGCGAAGAGGAAUUCAAUCUCGAAGGAGUUGCCCUGGAAAUGGCCAUCUCGGAGAAACUUUGGAUAGAGGCAAAUUUUGGCUUGACCUCCAAACCUCUUGCCCUUGAUCUGUCCAACGUGUCCAAAUCUCCAGGCGGUCCUACCAGCCCCGGCAUUCAAAGCCCCAGAUCACCUGGUGGUCGACGGCUCAGUGAGAAGUUGAAGGGUCUCAGUCUUGGAACCAGUGAGAAGGAUCUUGCGUUUCGAGGGAACACGACGGUCCGCGAAGCCCAUCCUUUGUCACCCGAGGUUUCGGACGUCGCAAACUCAGCUUUUGGUGCAUUUCGACAAACUUCAACCAUUUCACAAUCUACCACGGGCAAGAAAAUUAUAGCUCAGGCUCCACCAGACCAUAUCAGGAAACAGCAAGAAUCCCGGACAAGUUCGCUUGACGUCUUUUCAGACAACCCCAGCCAACCUAUAGAUGAUGAUGAUCUUUUUGCCGUUGGCCUGAGCCCGAGAUCACCAGAUGACCCCAAAAGCCCCUUUUCGUUGUCCAGUGCCGAGGUCGGUGCUUUCUCAAAAAUAAAAGGCGAGCGAUGA
Molecule: messenger RNA, 1062 nt
Organism: Exophiala bonariae
Lineage: Eukaryota; Fungi; Ascomycota; Eurotiomycetes; Chaetothyriales; Herpotrichiellaceae
Exons: 1
Coding region: 1-1062 (353 amino acids)
Source: RefSeq, a predicted model, not a curated record